ACUAAUCCGGUGCUACGGGACCACGUCCGAGUUGGAUACGGUGUCCCGGCCACCACAUUAAUAAUAAAAAGGGUGGGGAAAAUGAAAACUUGAAAGAGGGCACGCAUGCAUUGGAGAGAGAUCGGGAGCUAAAAGGCAGUGAAGGGAUCGAAGGCGGCGUGGUGGGAUCUCGCACCAUGGACGAGCAAUUCUCUGGUAGUGCGGAAAAUUUGGUCAGGGAGGAGGCGACAAAAGGGUUGAACCCAGGCCUGGUGGUCUUGCUCGUUGUUGGCGGUCUUGUGCUGUUUUUCCUUCUUGGAAACUAUGCUCUCUACAUGUAUGCACAAAAGACCCUUCCACAAAAGAAGAAGAAGCCUGUCUCCAAAAAGAAGUUGAAGAGGGAAAAGCUUAAGCAAGGGGUCUCUGCUCCGGGAGAGUAAAAAGCAUUGCCUUCAAAAAUGAGAAAUCUUGAUGAUAGUGUUGAUGCUCAGUUUAGUUGUAUGUCUAGUUCAGAUACUUUAAAAAUUUUACCUCUCGAGGUCUGGUUAUAUGUUAAGCUCGGAAACCUUGAAAGUUUACCGUUUGAUUUGGCAUUAACUAUGCUUAGUUGGAAAUCAAUGUAGAUUGGAGUUGCUAAAAAAUUCAGCUAGUGCUUGCUUUAAUGCUAUUACUAUGUGCUUGAGGGAA
This is a messenger RNA of Phoenix dactylifera (date palm), 666 nucleotides long. RefSeq names its product DNA-binding protein S1FA-like. Gene Ontology annotation, cellular component: nucleus. Gene Ontology annotation, biological process: regulation of DNA-templated transcription. Lineage: Eukaryota; Viridiplantae; Streptophyta; Magnoliopsida; Arecales; Arecaceae. The record is from RefSeq and is a predicted model, not a curated record. Gene Ontology annotation, molecular function: DNA binding.